CAGUGCACCCCCUGGAGUGCGAAGUCGUGCUGCACGGCGAACGUCAGCAAGGCCGCCCACGAGGACCAAUCCUACUUGUACAACUUCAACUGGAACCACUGCGGGGUGAUGAGUGAGACGUGUCGGCAGCACUUCAUCCAUGACACCUGCUUCUACGAGUGCUCCCCCAACCUGGGGCCCUGGAUCAAGUGGGUGGACCAGAGCUGGAGGAAGGAGCGGAUAGUGGACGUCCCACUGUGUGUGGAGGACUGUGAGACCUGGUACCAGGACUGCAGCGAGGACUACACCUGUAUGGAGAACUGGCACAAGGGCUGGGACUGGAGCACCGGGACGAACAGGUGUCCGGCCGGGAAGAGCUGCCGCAAGCUCACCGCCGUCUUUCCCUCCGCCAUGGAUUUCUGCGAGAAGGUCUGGAGCAACUCCUACAAGUACACCACGCACAAGCGCAGCAGCGGGCUCUGCAUGCAGAUAUGGUUCGAGGGCGAAAACCCCAACGUGGCCGUGGCCAAGUACUACGCCGACCGCCUCAACUCCGCUCAAACCCCGCGCCCGCUGUCGCUGCUGGCCCUCCUGGGGCCUCUCUGCGUCUUCUGGGCCUGGUAA
Molecule: messenger RNA, 603 nt
Organism: Staurois parvus
Lineage: Eukaryota; Metazoa; Chordata; Amphibia; Anura; Ranidae
Source: the annotation of a GenBank genome assembly